Messenger RNA from Dermacentor albipictus, 4115 nucleotides. RefSeq names its product streptococcal hemagglutinin-like. The record is from RefSeq and is a predicted model, not a curated record. Lineage: Eukaryota; Metazoa; Arthropoda; Arachnida; Ixodida; Ixodidae.
AGAAGUAUUUCAACGGGGCAGCAAAAGGCCAUGAAUUCGCGACAUCGUCGUAGAAAGCACCUUGAAGAAAGCUCUCCCAGCUUUGAUGAGUUCGGCAGCGGCUCGGAAGGCGAGGGCUACGCUGAGACAAGGUCUGCCAGCAUUCGCAGAGACACGGAUGCCAGGGAGAACGCGCGGACGCUCCUGUCGCAUUCUGCGGACGUCACAGGGCGCACUUCCAGGAGCUACGGAAGCACAACCGUUGACCCAAACACCGGAAGACCGCUGGCUCGAAGAAGGAGAAGUCCGGUUAGUCGAUCACGGCGCGAAUCCCCUGCCGCAACGUAUGGCACGCGGGAGGUCACUCCCAAAACACGUGACCGCAUCGCCGCAUUGUGGCCCGCGGAUCGGCGGUACCCGACCAGGCACGCAUCGCCGAGACGGCUCGCAGAGGUGCGUCGCUCCGACCGUAGUCCCGGGCGCGACGCAGUACCUCGGCUCGACCUCAAGCGAUCUCGGGGUACGUCCGCCAUUCCUGGUACCGGAAGCGGUGCCGGCCCUUCAGCGACCACGGCCCGGACUCCGUCCAUCCUGUCGUCGCCUCGGAGAGCAGCGAGCAGGACCGAAGACUCUCAGGCGCGUCCCGCGCAGAGCGUCCGUUUCUCCGGGAUGAAGGACAAAAGGACACCCGGUAGCAAGGAACGAAGAGCCGAUACCGGAGUAUCGUCGAGGUCCGCCGUACCUGCGUCGACGGAGAGCUUCAUCCCCGCUGACCAAGGGUCUUCGGACGACAGUUCUUCGUCCAGCAGCUCGAGCACCUCGGAGCUGGAACUGAAGAGAAACAGAAGACGCGUGCAAGCUGGUGGAGCGAGGCCCACCAAGCUGACGUCACGUGUAGGAAUCCCCGAGAGGCGCCAGUCGAACAACCCGAAAACACCGAGGAGGCGCAUUCCUCGAGAAAGUGCCACAACCGAUGCUCGCGAACGCCAGCCCAGUCACUCUGUACGCUACUCCUCUAGGAAACGUUUCGCCGGAGACGACAGUAGCAGCUCCGGAAGCGAGUCUUCGACAUCAUCGAGCAGCAUCAGUUCGAGUUCAGUUGAACGCAGCCGGGACGGCGCUAUGGUCCCGAGGGACCGCGUGGACCGAACGGCGAUCCUUAAGAGAGAGCAGAGGACCAGUGCCGCUCAAACUGACGAGACGUUGACGUCACGUCCGGCGUCCAUUUCCAGAGCCAGCCAGACGAACCUCCUGAGGCCUGCGAAGCGUGUGGUCUCUAGACCGACUCCAUCGAGUGCGCCUGGACCCAAGCGAACCAAGCAAGCGACGUUCGCAUCUGCCCGGCCAGUGAAGACAGGCUGGCAAACCGCCACCAGAUCCGCCGCCACGAGCGACGCUCCCAAGACGGCGUCGAUCUCCGCGUCUCCCGCUCUCGACGCCAGUCGGCGACGUCACCGGGACGCCGGACCGUCCAGCUCGACGCCUUCCAUAGAACGGGUCUCCAGCGCCACCGAACCGCCGUCGUCCGUCGUCGUCGUUCCCGCCGUCGCAGCAGACGGCUCCGGAGGCGUCGCAGCAGACGGCUCCGAAGGCGUCGAAGCAGACGGCUCCGAAGGCGUCGCAGCAGACGGCUCCCAAGGCGUCGCGUCGACGGUCGCUGCUGCCUCUCCCACGAGCGUCGACCGGGAUCGGUUUGCGGAGAAGGUCGCUCGCGUCCUGGAGAGGCUGUUGCCUCGAGAACGUCGAGUCGCCAAGGAGGAGCCUCGUUGGCCGACUCUCUCGGGCGAUCGAGAUCGACGAGAGGUCGGUACCGAGACACCAAGCUUAACGCGCGCUACUACUACUACGAGCACUACAGGCGUAGACGACAGCAGCGACACCGCAGUGGCGCCCCCCGAAGAAGACCGCGGUCGGAGCACCACUGGCGCGCCUCUGGUGGACGGGCUUGUCGAGCACUCGGAACCACCAUCUGAAUUGCAACGGGAGAAGCAGGCCGAUACAGGGGAGGCCACGGUGCCUCAGUGGAAGAGCUCCUCCGCUGACGCGGCCCCACUGACGUCAGGCGACUACGGGACACGUGACACGGAACUUGCGGCAAAGACCGAGCCUGCCACAACAGUGGCAACCGAACUGGAGCCGUCUUCGAGUUAUCUCGGUGUAGGCCUCGUUAUUCCACCGUCAAUGCCGACGGAGGAUAGCACCACCAAGCUGCAGGCCCCACCACCGCCCACUGAAGACAGAGAAGUCCCCACAAUAGAAUUCAGGUCUCAUCCUCAGCCCGACUGGUCGGUCACGGGUGAGCCGAGACGGGAGCCGCCGGCGGAAUCGCCGUUACCGGCCGUCGCGAGGACUCGGCUCUGGCAACCCUGGAUCCUGUGCUCGGCCGCGGGCGCCAUGAUACUCCUGCCGCUGGCCUUCGUCCUCGUGCCCUUGCUCACCUCGGCGGCCGCCGGCGGCGCCUGGCGACGCGCCGUCUCGCACUCCUCCCACAACGGCACGGAGGCGCCCGGACAGGUCGUGACCGUUCGAAGGCAGGACGUGUAUGUGGAAGACGCCGACGCUCCAAUCUCGUGCAACGGCAGUGCAUCCGGGCAGCUGGAGAACGCGUCUGCUCUGACCGUCGUCGCUGGAGCCUACAGCGCGCCGUACAGGGGCGACGCCGAACCCAGGCCCCAGUUUCGGCCCGUGUUCUGCGUCUUCGACGCGGAGUUUUUCCAUCCGAGGAGGCCCUACACUCCCCUCCAGAUUCCCACGCCUCUGUGUUCGGCGGUGAUCUUCUACAGCCUGUCCCUGAGCCGAUUCGGCGCGGGCUCGGAUGGCGGCGGCGGCUUCCGAAGACCGCUGGACGCCGAGCUCUUCGAGAACGUGUCGGCCUCGAGGCUGGACGGCCGGCUGCGACACAGGGGCAGGCGAUGUCCCCUCUACGCCACCUUCGGUGGCCGCCGAAGCGACAGCGCCGAAUUCGUGCGCAUGCUCCGUGAUCCCGCGUGGCGGAAGGCGACUGUCGAAGGAAUCGUCAACGACACGAGCUCGUCGGAGAGGGCCAAAUAUGACGGCGUCAACCUGGACUGGAACCGCCCGGGCGACGAGUGCGACGUGCUCGGGCAGCCGCAGCUGUUCCACGUGCUCGUCGAGAGCCUGGGCGCCCGUCGGGUCAGAGUGAUGCUCACGGUGCCUCCGCUGCCGCGCUACGUCGCCGCCUACGACCUCGAGCCGGUGCUGGACAGCGUGGAGCACGUGGUCGUGGCGACGCACAAGCUCCGGCCGCGGUCGUCGGUGGACUGCAGCGGCGCCAGGCUGUACGCUGCUCCCCGGUUCCGCGAGAUACGCGACGCUUACAGCGCCGCCUACCGCAAGAAGUUCGCCUACAGCGUGUCGGCAGGGGGCGACACCUUCGUCACGAGAAGCGUGGCGCUCGGCGCGGCGGCGCACGCGGCCCCUCCUCCCACUUCCGGCCUCGUUCUGCGGCCCAACAAGACGAGCUUCGAGAGCGUGUGCAACGUCAAGCCGGUGAUUGUGAACCCCGCCGACAAAGAGUGCGUCGUAGCGAUCCUGCAGAUCGAGAAGUCGCUAGACGCCAGCAUACUGUACUACACGCUGAAUCGACGCAGCUUCACGGGCGACGGUUUCGAGUUUGCCCAGACGCGGAAGUAAAAAGCCGCAAUCCUAAACUAGCGUGGAUGAAAACACGGGACUCUCUUCAGAAGCGCUCUCACUUGAGCGCGCUUUGCCUCCGUAUAGCUUUCCCUUCAUCGCCACAGAAAGUUAUCCGCGAGUAUAUGUAUACGGCACCCUUAUCAACGUAACCUUCCGGACACUUCAACGAAAAAAGAAAACAUCUUAGAGUUUUACAAGAAGAGAGGUUAAUAGUGGAGAAACCAGUUUUAUGUAGGUAAAAACUCAGACGCGGAACUCCAGAACGGAAGCUUGAUAUUUUGUAUGUCGUCUCGCGUUGUCGUGAUAUGUACUUGUUUCUUUUAUGAAGGUAAAAACUAAGACGCGGAACUCCAGAGCGGAAGCUUGAUAUAAUGUAUGUCGUCUCGCGUUGUCUUGAAAUGUACUUGUAUGUGUUCCACAUGAAUCGUAGCUGCUAUUAAUUUACUCAUCGAAGUCGGCUUCUGCUUCUUUUUCUCUUC